This is a messenger RNA of Talaromyces rugulosus, 687 nucleotides long. RefSeq lists its product as uncharacterized. Lineage: Eukaryota; Fungi; Ascomycota; Eurotiomycetes; Eurotiales; Trichocomaceae. The transcript has 2 exons. The record is from RefSeq and is a predicted model, not a curated record. The coding region runs from base 1 to 687 and encodes 228 amino acids.
AUGGUGGAUAGUAGUACAGGUGGAAAUAAUCAUGCCUCUUGGUUGGUGCCGGAGAAAUCAGGCAAACAAAGGGUUGGCCGGCCCCACAUCAGCUCCGGCUCAAACGAAAUCCCGACGUUCAUCCUUGAUGAACGCCACAAAACGCGCUCAGUUCUAUGUCCUAUUGGACCUGUACUCGCCAUGGAGAGUAUCCAGGUCCCGACAGUUACGAUGGAAGACCUUGUGAAAUUCCAAACAGACCAUUUCCAGCACCUCGAGUUUCCUUUCAACGCUACUGAGAACGAUGUCUACGAUGGUUAUCGUGGAGGUGAAUACACAGAAGAGGAAGAAGAGGACCUGGGGUAUUACGAGGAUGGCGUGAAACGGACUCUGUCGGAUGAGCAGGUCAAGAUCUUUCGGCAUAGUGAGAUCCAUUCACUUUUGCGAGAGAGGCAGCGGCUGCGCGAGGAACAGGAAGAAGAAGAAGAAGAAGAAGAAGAAGAAUAUGAAGCAAUGGAUGUUCUUCCUGAUAACUCGCUAGUCGACAACGAUCAAAAGCUGCCCUUGACUGAGAUAGAUAAUAAAAGAGCAAACGCUAACGACACUGAACCCCCCGCAAAAACCGUUGAGGCUGAGGCUGAGGCCAAGCCUGAUCCUGUUGGAGAAGCUUAUUCUGGACGCAAAAUGGUUUCUUACUCGGAUGACUGA